Trichoderma breve is the source of this 3168-nucleotide messenger RNA. Its product is annotated as ABC transporter domain-containing protein. Bases 1 to 3168 code for a protein of 1055 amino acids. The transcript is spliced from 3 exons. NCBI's taxonomy places the organism in Eukaryota, Fungi, Ascomycota, Sordariomycetes, Hypocreales, Hypocreaceae. Gene Ontology annotation, molecular function: ATP binding; ATP hydrolysis activity; translation elongation factor activity. The record is from RefSeq and is a predicted model, not a curated record.
AUGCCUAGCGAAGGUGCCGAGUCCAUCAAGAUCCUGGACGAGCUUUUCCAGAAGCUCACCGUCUCCAAGGAGGCGGCGGACAUUAAGCAGUCUGCUGGAGAGCUCGCUGGUUUCCUUAACGGUCGCAUUGACGACCAGGCUGUCCCCGAGAAGAUCGUCGGAGACAUCAAGAAGAGCCUCGUCAACAAGAAGGACGCUACUGCCCGUGAGAAGGCUGCUAUCGCCAUUGAGGCUAUUGCUUCUCACUCUGAGGUCGCCGCCAACGUCGAGCCCUACCUCAUCGUUCUUCUGCCCACUCUUCUUGCCGCUGUUGGCGACAAGAUCACUGCUGUCAAGAAUGCCGCUACCGCUGCUGUCCUGGCCAUUGCCAGCGCCAUCAACGGCAACGCUGUCAAGAGCGCCCUCCCUUACCUGAUGGAGUCUAUCCGCACUGCCCAGAAGUGGCCUGAAAAGAUGGCUGCUCUGGACUUCAUCCUUGCCCUUGUCAAGACUGCCCCUGCUCAGCUCUCCUACCGUGUUCCUGACUUGAUCCCCGUCGUCUCUGAGGCCAUGUGGGACACCAAGAAGGAGGUCAAGGAGCACGCCUACAAGGUCAUGGAGACCAUCUGCCAGCUCAUCGUCAACAAGGAUAUUGAGCGAUUCAUUCCCGAGCUCAUUAAGUGUAUCGCCAAGCCUGAGAACGUCCCCGAGACUGUCCACCUUCUCGGUGCCACCACCUUCGUCACUGAGGUCCAGGAGCCCACCCUCGCCCUCAUGGUCCCUCUUCUGGACCGUGGUCUUGCCGAGCGUGAGACCGCCAUCAAGCGAAAGUCUGCUGUCAUUGUUGACAACAUGUGCAAGCUUGUCGACGACCCCAACAUCGUCGCUCCUUUCUUGCCCAAGAUGAUGCCAGGUCUCCAGAAGAACUUCGACAACCUUGCUGAUCCCGAGGCUCGUGAGAAGACCAAGCAGGCUCUUGACACCCUGUACCGUGUCGGUAACGUCGUCGACGGCAAGAUCCCCGAGGUCCGCAACGACGGUGACGUCUCCGUCGUCCUUGGCAAGCUCAAGGAGAUCCUGUCUGCCCGCUAUGCUUCCCUUCUUGAGAAGAUGGAGCCUGUCGCUGAGUACAUCUCCGCCAUUGCUGGUCAGCUCAUCGACAUGAAGGAGGCUGAGUCCCUCGUCUGGGUCGAGAGCCUUAAGCCCUACGUCGCUGUCAUCACCGGCAUCGACAACGCCGAGAGCACCAUUGACACUCUCCGCAAGCGUGCUUCUCCCGGUGCCGCCGAGGAGGAGGAGGGUGAGGCUGAUGAUGAGGAGGGCGAGGACCUUUGCAACUGCACAUUCUCUCUUGCCUACGGUGCCAAGAUCCUGCUCAACCAGACCCACCUCCGCCUCAAGCGUGGUCAGCGUUACGGUCUUUGCGGUCCCAACGGUUCCGGCAAGUCUACUCUCAUGCGUGCCAUCAACAACGAGCAGGUCGAGGGUUUCCCCAAGCAGAGCGAAGUCAAGACUGUCUUCGUUGAGCACGACCUUGACUCUGCUGAUACCGAGAUGACCACCAUCGACUGGACCAUGAAGAAGCUUGCCGAGGCCAAGGUUGACGUCUCUCAGGCUGAUGUCGAGAAGCGCCUGGACGAGUUCGGCUUCACCGAGCAGAUGGUUAAGGGCGAGAUUUCCGCCCUGUCUGGUGGUUGGAAGAUGAAGCUCGCUCUGUGCCGUGCUGUCUUCGAGGCCCCUGAUAUUCUGCUGCUCGACGAGCCUACUAACCACUUGGACGUGAAGAACGUCAAGUGGCUCGAGGACUACCUCACCAGCUCCCCCUGCACUUCCAUCAUCGUCUCUCACGACUCUGGCUUCCUUGAUAACGUCUGCCAGCACAUCGUUCACUACGAGCGAUUCAAGCUCAAGCGUUACCGUGGUAACCUGAAGGAGUUCGUCAAGCGUGUUCCUUCCGCCAAGUCCUACUACGAGCUCGGUGCCUCCGAGAUGGAGUUCACCUUCCCCGAGCCCGGUUUCCUUGAGGGUGUCAAGACCAAGGCCAAGGCCAUCCUGCGUGCCACCAAGAUGUCCUUCCAGUACCCCGGUACCUCCAAGCCCCAGAUCCAGGAGAUCAGCUUCCAGUGCUCUCUUGGCUCUCGUAUUGCCGUUAUCGGUCCCAACGGUGCCGGCAAGUCUACCCUGAUCAACGUUCUCUGCGGUGAGCUCAUCCCCACCGGUGGUGAGAUCUACCAGCACGAGAACAUCCGUAUCGCCUACAUCAAGCAGCACGCCUUUGCCCACAUUGAUAACCACCUUGACAAGACUCCUUCCGAGUACAUCCAGUGGCGUUUCCAGACUGGUGAGGAUCGUGAGACCAUGGACCGAGCCAACAAGAUCAUCACCGAGGCUGAUGAGAAGGCCAUGGACAAGGUCUUCAAGAUCGAGGGUACCCUGCGUCGUGUCAUUGGCAUCAACGCCCGUAGAAAGUUCAAGAACUCCUACGAGUACGAGUGUUCAUUCGCUCUGGGUGAGAACGUCGGCAUGAAGGGCGAGCGAUGGGUUCCCAUGAUGACCGCUGACAACGUCUGGCUGCCCCGUAACGAGCUGCUGGCCUCUCACCAGAAGAUGGUCGCUGAUGUCGAUAUGAAGGAGGCUCUUGCCUCUGGUCAGUUCCGACCUCUGGUCCGAAAGGAGAUUGAGGCCCACUGCGCCAACUUCGGUCUCGAUGCCGAGCUGGUUUCUCACUCCCGCAUGCGCGGUCUGUCUGGUGGCCAGCGUGUCAAGACUGUCCUGGCUGCUUGCUCUUGGCAGCGACCCCACUUGAUCGUCCUUGACGAGCCUACCAACUAUCUGGAUCGUGACUCUCUGGGUGCUCUGUCCAAGGCCCUGAAGAAGUUCGAGGGUGGUGUCAUCAUCAUUACUCACUCUGCCGAGUUCACCAAGGACUUGACUGAGGAAGUCUGGGCUGUCAUGGACGGCAAGAUGACUCCUUCCGGCCACAACUGGGUCCAGGGCCAGGGCUCUGGUCCUCGUCUUAAGCAGGACGAUGAUGAUGAGGAGGACAAGUUCGAUGCCAUGGGCAACAAGAUUGUUAGCACCAAGAAGAAGGCCAAGCUGACCUCUUCCGAGCUGCGAAAGAAGAAGAAGGACCGUAUGGCCCGCCGAAAGCGUGGUGAGGAGGUGUUCAGCGACGAGGAUGAUCUGUAA